UAAUAGUCUUUCUAAUUCUUAGUUUGUGCAUAACAUAUUGUAAAAUUGAUGCCAGAAACAAUAUUAUACUAGAUGGGGAAAGUGACUUUACUCUAUCCAAUGGCCUCAUGAAAAUUCAAUGUCAGGUGGUGAGUGAUUUUGAUUGUGUUGAUAUCUACAAGCAACCUUCUUUACAACAUCCUUUACUUCAAAAUCACAAAAUUCAGCUUUACCCAACCUUUACAAAUAACACCAUGCAAAUUAAAUCAUCUUAUGGUAAAAAUGUGGACGGUUGCUCAUCGGGAAAAGUGCCUAUUUACAACCAAAGAAAAAUAGAUCAAAUUAUUAUUAAUGCAUCCUCAAGAUUACAAAUGGAUGAUUUUCAGCCGUAUUCAAAAGGCUCUCUUGGCUAUCAUAGAGUUACUCUUGAUACAACCCAAAACAUGAUAUUUCAUGGAGCAUCCGUAGGCAUUGGCGCAUAUAAUCUAUCGCUUCAAACAAAUCAAUACAGCAUAUCUUCAAUAUGGAUAGAAAAUGGACCCCCAACGGAACUUAAUAGCAUACAAGUCGGAGCCGGGGUUCAUCCAAGUUUAUAUGGAGACAGCCAACUUCGACUAACUAGUCAUUGGACGGCUGAUAGUUACAAAAAAAUUGGAUGUUACAAUGUUAAUUGUCCGGGUUUUGUGCAAGUCAACCAUAACAAAGAGUAUGCACUUGGUUCUGUUUUACAUCCUACUAGUUCAAUUGGAUCAGCAGCAAAAGAAAUUGGUCUUUUCAAAAUCAAACAGGAUCGAACUACAGGUCAUUGGUGGUUAAUUAUUCAAAAAGAAUCAAUAUAUGCUGGAUAUUGGCCAAAAGAAUUAUUCACUCACUUAAGUAAAGGAGCCUCUUUAAUAAGAUUUGGAGGCCAAACUUAUGCGCCACCUAAUAAGGAUAGUCCCCCCAUGGGUAGUGGGAGAUUUCCAAAAGAAAGAUUCAGAAACUCGGGUUUAAUGGGAUUGCUAAAGAUUAUUGAUUCAGAAUAUAAUGAAAAUGACAUCAACCCAAAAUAUAUGAAGCGGUAUACGGAUACGAAUUCAAACUGUUAUGACUUAUGGUACCGUGGUUAUGAAGGAGAUCAAUAUAGGCAAGCUUUUCUGUAUGGUGGUCCAGGAGGACGAAAUUGUGAUAUAUGAUUGUGUUGUCAACUUUAUUAAUAAAAUUGUUUAGUAAUAUGAAUAAAGAUCAAUUUUCUUUAUAAUUAAA
This is a messenger RNA of Vicia villosa (hairy vetch), 1224 nucleotides long. RefSeq names its product protein neprosin-like. Lineage: Eukaryota; Viridiplantae; Streptophyta; Magnoliopsida; Fabales; Fabaceae. The record is from RefSeq and is a predicted model, not a curated record. The transcript is spliced from 7 exons. The coding region runs from base 108 to 1154 and encodes 348 amino acids.